AGCAUCGCUCAGCUGCUUGCUAUUUAGUUAUAUUCUCCUAUUGAUGCUUGUCGCGUGUGCUCGAAAAACUUAGUCAAGUUUUCUAUUGCUAUUGUUAUUUCCAUUUCCAAUUCAAAUUCAAUUUUAAUUGAAGGUUUCAAUAAAUUCCCCAAAUGAACUUGCAACGUCUUUCUCAACUGUCUUUUCUGCCCCUGCUGUCGCUGUUACUUCCCUUUUCCGGUGGUCAACAGUUGCCGGAUAAUGCCUGUGCUCAAUAUUUUCAAUACCUUCAGUCCGGCAUUAGCGGCCUUUACGGCGAGUUGACGCUCGCCCUGCAAAAUGGCCGCAAUCGCAUCGAUAUGAGAUUCUCGCAGCGGGGAGCACAAGAUCAAGCUGUUGUUGGCGCUCUGCUCCCGCAUCCGGAUGAUGCCACCGCACGUGCUAAUUUUCAGGCCGCCAAGUUUCGCCUUAGUCUCUGGCCAGAUGCAACAGGUGUACUCCCCAAACUCACAGCUUUGGCCUUCAACAACGUCCCACUCUGUACGGGCAGUGAAUAUCCUCCGCCCAGCAGCUAUUUUAAUCGCUUCUAUGAGAUCCAAUUUAAUAGUCGUCAAGUGACUGCUCCCGUUGUGUUCAAUGGAUUCGGAGCAAGUCAGUCCGAUGUGAAGAUUAAGAUUAUCAAUGCACCCAUUGGCAAAGAGCUGUCAGAAGAUGACAUUCCAGACUUAAUCGCCAGUUGGAUCAACGAAAAACCCUCUACUUCAGUUGCUGUCCGACCGACUUGGUCAACUGGAAUCCCUACUGCAAUUAUGCCCUGGCCAAGUCCAGCAACACCAGCAACAACAACCAAAACAACAGUAUCCGUACUGCCAGCUGUACCAGCUGUGAUUCCGUCGAUUCCGUCGAUUCCGACACCAUUUAAUCCAAUUUUGGGGGUGCAAUCGAGUUCGUUUGUGUGUGGAGAAGAAGGCACGACCACCCCUUUUAUUCAAAGGGGAGUGGAGUUCCCGAGGGGCAGGUAUCCAUGGCUGACGGCCAUCUUUCACAAAGAGAACUUUGCACUCGCCUUCAAAUGCGGCGGAUCGUUGAUCUCCGAGACUAUGGUGAUCACAGCGGCCCAUUGCGUCUACAAGAUAAAGGAAGAUCGCGUCGUCGUGUCGAUGGGUCGCUAUGAUCUGGACAACUACCAUGAAGAAGGCGCCGAAGGACGGGAUGUACUGCGCGUUGUAACGCAUCCAGACUAUUCCUCCCUGGUCCAAAGUCAGCCCGAUGCGGAUAUUGCACUGGUGACACUUCAUCGACCCGUCAACUUCAAUGACAUCAUUCGCCCGAUUUGCCUGUGGGAAUCCGAAGAGAGUGAAGUGAGUGUCGAAACUGGCUCCAUUGCCGGCUGGGGAACGGAUGAGCUGGGUAAUUCAGUGACCCGGUAUCCACGAGUUGUCGAGGCGAAGAUUGCCAGCGGGGCGGAGUGUGCUCGCAAGUGGAAGGGACCAAAGCUCAUGGAGCGCACUCUCUGUGCCGGCAAUCUCGAUGGCUCCGGUCCGUGCCUUGGCGAUUCCGGCGGAGGUCUGAUGAUCAAGCGCAACAAUCGCUGGCUACUCCGGGGCAUAGUCUCCCAGGGAGAACGCAGCACCGUCUUGCACUGCAAUCUCGAUCAGUACGUGCUGUACUGCGAUGUGUCCAAGCAUUUGACUUGGAUCCGUCAAUUUGUAAAGUCAAACUAAGAAAUAUUAAUAAAUAUAUUAAAUAACCCAACAAAUCUGUCAAAAGUGGUUAAGUUAUCUCCAUUGCGACUUAGAUCAGAUUACAACACGUGCUGUAGGAGAUUCAUUCAACAGGGAAAUUAAUAAAUGCCAUAUAAUGACGCCCUCAAAUAA
Drosophila innubila is the source of this 1856-nucleotide messenger RNA. RefSeq names its product clotting factor B. NCBI's taxonomy places the organism in Eukaryota, Metazoa, Arthropoda, Insecta, Diptera, Drosophilidae. Gene Ontology annotation, biological process: proteolysis. The transcript is spliced from 4 exons. Gene Ontology annotation, molecular function: serine-type endopeptidase activity. The record is from RefSeq and is a predicted model, not a curated record. Bases 153 to 1703 code for a protein of 516 amino acids.